Paracoccidioides lutzii Pb01 is the source of this 1215-nucleotide messenger RNA. Its product is annotated as replication factor C subunit 3. The record is from RefSeq and is a predicted model, not a curated record. The coding region runs from base 1 to 1215 and encodes 404 amino acids. Gene Ontology annotation, biological process: DNA repair; DNA-templated DNA replication. Gene Ontology annotation, cellular component: DNA replication factor C complex; Rad17 RFC-like complex; nucleus. The transcript is spliced from 5 exons. Gene Ontology annotation, molecular function: ATP binding; DNA clamp loader activity; ATP hydrolysis activity.
AUGUCAGACUUCGAAGAUGAAAUGGACUUGGAUGCGCUGCCGUCCAAGAAUACUGCUCAGUUCAGCUCCAAUAACACCAAUGCAAGAGGAAAACGAAUAGCUGCAGACCUGCCCGUUGAAGCAGAGGAUAACAUGCCAUGGGUCGAAAAGUACCGCCCAAAUAGCUUAGAAGACGUCUCCGGACACCACGACGUCAUUGGUACUAUUAACACGUUCAUAGAUUCAAACAGACUACCUCAUCUACUUCUGUAUGGUCCUCCAGGGACUGGGAAAACAUCAACCAUACUUGCUUUGGCGCGGCGGAUAUACGGAGCGAAGAAUAUGCGACAGAUGGUUCUCGAGCUAAAUGCUAGUGACGACAGAGGCAUAGACGUUGUUAGAGACCAGAUCAAAACUUUUGCCAGCACCAAACAAAUAUUCUCGGUGGCUCCAGUUGCCAAAUCAGAGUCAUCCCUUGGGGCUUUCAAGCUAAUCAUCCUCGACGAGGCAGACGCCAUGACCGCUACUGCGCAGAUGGCACUCCGUCGUAUUAUGGAAAAGUACACCGCGAACGCUCGAUUCUGUAUCAUCGCAAACUAUACCCAUAAACUCUCACCAGCCCUACUGUCACGAUGCACACGAUUUAGGUUUAGUCCACUAAAGGAAAAGGACAUCCGGGCACUGGUUAACCAAGUUAUCGAGAAGGAGCAGGUGCGCAUACAACCAGAGGCAAUUGACAGCCUUGUUGAGUUGAGCAAGGGAGACAUGCGAAGGGCGUUGAACGUGCUCCAGGCAUGCCAUGCGAGCAGUAUACCGCUCCCGAUUAAAAACGCCCCGAAAGAUCAGCCAACUGCGGAACACGAAACCGUCUCACAGGAGACGAUCUACACCUGCAUCGCAGCGCCACAUCCGGCUGAUAUUAAAACGAUCAUCACUGCGCUUCUCACAACCAGCGACGUGACAUCAUGCUUAAACACAAUUCAAUCAUUGAAAUCCAACAAGGGCCUAGCGUUAGCGGACAUCCUAACGGCUCUAUCGGCCGAGUUGCAACGGAUUGAGGUCCCUGCAGCAGCACGGGUAGUUUGGAUGGAAGGGCUUGCAGAUAUCGAGUGGCGGCUAGCCAGUGGGGGAGGGGAAAUGGUGCAGACGGGUGGGUUGGUAGGGGUUGUGAGGGGAGGAUGUGAGUUAGCAGGGAAACUGGGGUCGCGGAGAGUUACAGUGCCCAUGGAAUUAUGA